Molecule: messenger RNA, 1473 nt
Organism: Parastagonospora nodorum SN15
Lineage: Eukaryota; Fungi; Ascomycota; Dothideomycetes; Pleosporales; Phaeosphaeriaceae
Exons: 4
Coding region: 1-1473 (490 amino acids)
Molecular function (GO): protein binding
Source: RefSeq, a predicted model, not a curated record
AUGGGCUAUCUUCCCGAGAUUCUCAGCGAUACCGUCCUCACAUCCACGCCGAAGUGGCCUGUCAAGCCAUCUAGUUCAACGACGAUCAAGCGAGGCUACACGGAGGCCUGGUAUCGACAAUGCCAAGCUAGUGGAGUAGGCGAAUAUGCUCCAGGAAAAUGCUUCUCUGUUGUUGGAAGCUUCCCAUCGAGCAGUAUAUUCCGAGAGUGUGAGCGAGAGGCUGAGUCUGGCAAGAUGCCAGUCGUCCCAAUGCCCCUUAGCGCUAUAUACGUUCCCUUCGUUUACAACCGGGAAAAUGGUAGCACCGGAGGGCUUGAGAAUAUCGAGAAGCGUGAAAUGUCUGCCGUUGCAUCUCCGUUGAUCGAAUCUUCUAUCAGCGCCAAAAAGUAUGGAGGCCGCCCGUUGCCCACCAGGAUCAAGUUUCAAGAGAGCUGCAAGGGCCUUGCCAUACGACAGAAGGACUUCAUCGCUUCUGAUGAAGCACACGAGGGUCUCUACAUCGAUACAUCCGCCGUCCUUGCUCGAGCAGACGAGUUCCGCAACAAUGUCAUCGCCGCCCUGACUUCUGGCCGCAAAUCUUCGUCUGAUUCCUGCGACUCGAGACCUUCACAUGAUGAGCUUCCGUUCGUCUGCAAAUGGGUCGACUAUAGCAGGAAACAUGGCAUAGGGUAUGUUCUCGCUGAAGGUAGCGUCGGCAUCAUUGCCAACCAUACCAGCGUUAUGCCCGUCAUGCAUACAGUUGUGGAAAACGGUUCUGAAUAUUUCAAGACGACAAACGACGGUGUUGCAGUCCAGGCCGUCCCAUACAACUUCUUCAUGCAAGCUGACGAUGGUAGUUUGGAAGAAGUUACUUUGACUGGUAUGGUCCGCAGGCAACAUACCACCUUAUGGGCCAAAUUCGCACGGUACAUGUGCAAGCAGCUCAACACACCGAUGGCGGGAGCCUCCAGUAAAGAGGGAAAGCGACCGAUCACAAUCGUGCGCUUCUAUCAGCGCGUGGGCAACAUUAGCUUCAACUUUCCCGAUCACACAAAAAUUGUCCUCUCCGCUGAUGGCAUCCACGCCUCCUUCACUGUGCUACCACUCUCCGCGGUUGAGCAUAUAAAUAGCGAUUCAACCCAUCUCUCUGUCGAUUUUAUCAAGGCCCGCAAAGCUGUCUCCGGCACUCUUGCCCAACUGCUGUACGGUACUCAGCCCAGUGCCGACUUGACCUCCAAGUCCAGCACCUCAAGCAAUGAGACGAACGUAAUAGCGUUGACUGCGGCAAAUGCUUUGCCAGACAAGCUGCGUUUCGUCGUUGAGUUAGUAGGCCAUUGGAUUUCUGGAGGUGGUCUAGGUUGCAAGCCUGCAGGAACGGAAUGGGCGGUGUGGGAAGGCACGACGCUGGAAUACGCCGGGGAGAGUAAGUCGGACUGGGUUACAGUUGGUCGAUUCGGAGGUGAUGAACAGGCACAGGGAGAAAAGAGAGAUUAA